Molecule: messenger RNA, 2238 nt
Organism: Nymphaea colorata (pocket water lily)
Lineage: Eukaryota; Viridiplantae; Streptophyta; Magnoliopsida; Nymphaeales; Nymphaeaceae
Product: pentatricopeptide repeat-containing protein At2g30780
Exons: 3
Coding region: 264-1865 (533 amino acids)
Molecular function (GO): mRNA binding; protein binding
Source: RefSeq, a predicted model, not a curated record
AGGUUCCGAGUCCCCGGUGCACGCCGUUGGACGAGGCGAGUGGCAAUAGAGGGAAGGCACAGACAAAGUGGCAUCCGCCCCGGUCAAUGCACCAAACAGAGAGUAAGAGGGAUGGGAUCCGCCAUGGUGGAGAACCAGAGGACUCGUCGUUUCAGGUCGGGAGUAAGAGGAAGGGGUUCCGCCAUGGUGGAAAACCAGAGCACUCGUCGUUUCAGGUCUCUCAUCUAAUGUGCUUCUCCUCCCAUUGGUAGAGGACGAUUGAGAUGAGGUGGUCAUACUUAAGAUUUAAGGCUCUAAUCAGGUCCUCCAGAAGUGUCCGCCGCUACCACCACCAUCCCCGCUGCCGACCCCUUUGCCCAGAUGAGAGAACCGGCUCUUUUCUUCCUUCCUUUCGUACUACAGGCCCAUACCGGACCGACCUUCCCCCUCUGUCCACUGCCAACCGCGCGGUCACCGUUCGCUGUUGUUGUAGCGGCGGCGACGGGGAGGAACUUACUCUGAAGACGGCGAAGGCAGGUCGGCGGGGAAAGGGCAAAAACAGUGGCACCGUUGACAUGAUAUCAGAGCUGGUUGUUGAAUUGGUUGCCGCCGCCGUGGGUUCAGAACCUGAGGCCGCCGCCGGCAGGGUGAAGGAGAUCUUGGAGGCGGAGCUGCAGAUAUUCGUGGCGUCUGAUCGAGACUUUUCUGUUCGGCUCCUGAAUCGCCUGGAACGUUGGCCUGAGUUGGCACUGCGGGUUUUUAAUUGGAAACGUCAGCGGAUAGAUGAUGGUGUCUCAAUAGCUAUUGAGGAGUACUCCAAGGCUAUGUCAAUUGCGGGAAGGCUUAAGCAGCUUGAUCUUGCCCAUGAGCUAUUUACAGAGGCAUGUUCCAGAGGAAUACAAACAACUUCAACUUAUAAUGGGCUUAUGACGGCUUAUAUGUAUAAUGGACUAACCAAAAAGGUUCUAUCCAUAUUUGAGGAUCUGAAAACACAUCCACAUUGUAGUCCAAACAUAGUGACUUACAAUAUCCUUUUAUCAGUUUUUGGACGAUCUAUGCUUGUUGAUCACAUGGAAAUGGUCUAUGGGGUGAUAUUGGAAUCAAAUUUGACCCCAAACGUGAGUACAUAUAAUACUCUUAUUGCUGGUUAUAUCACAGCUUGGAUGUGGAAGGAUAUGGAGAAAAUUUUUGAGCAGAUGUCCGCGGGCAACGUAAAGCCUGACACUGAUACAUACUUGUUGCUGCUUAGAGGUUAUGCACACUGGGGAAGACUUGACAAAAUGGAAGAGAUGUACGAAUUGGUGAAGGAUCAUGUAAACAAGAGAGAGUUGCCUCUCAUAAGAGCAAUGGUGUGUGCCUAUUGUAAGAGUUCUGAUUUCAAUAGAGUUAGGAAGAUUGAGGAGCUCAUGAAACUUUUACCACAAAAUGAACACAGGGCUUGGUUGGAUGUCUUGCUGAUUAGGGUCUACGCUCAAGAGGACCUGGUGGAGGGAAUGGAAAAUUCUAUAUCAAGAGCUUUUAAGCAGAAUACAGUGGUUGUAACGGCCAGUGUAAUGCGAUCAAUUAUAUCAAGUUAUUUUAGAUGUAAUGCAGUGGAUAAUCUCAGUUCAUUUGUGAAGCAAGCAGAGUCUGCAGGAUGGAAACUUUGCAGAUCAAUCUACCACUGCUUGAUGGUUAUGUAUGGUGCACAAUGUCGUCUUGCCGAAAUGGAGAAUGUUCUGGAUGAGAUGAAGACCUACAACUUUAGUCCAACAAAAAAAACAUUCUUAAUACUGUAUAAGGUUUAUGCUAAAUAUGGCAAAAGAAAUGAAAUGGAAAGACUACUGACGAUAAUGUGCAAAGCAGGUUUUGGUAUUCCAUUGGAUGCGUUAUCAUUCUUUUCAUAGUGAAUUUCUUCUAUUGAAUGAGAAAUAUCAUUGCAAUAAAGCUUGGGAAGCCUUGAUGUUGUCAUGCUUCUGCACCAAAUGAGUAUACUGUAUUCUUCAACAUUUACAGAUUGGUGUGGUAUGCUUUACUAUAGAAGUUUUCAUGGUUCGGAGGGGAAGAACUAUUGGCUUCGCAGGUAUGGAGAUGAGGAUGAAGAAUAGGAACGGGAAGGAGAAGCAGAGGGUGAAUCAUGGCUUUCUGCCUUUUUUUCCUUUUUGUAAUUCAGAAGGAAUUCACUUCAUGGUCCCUGUUUGGAGUGAAUCUUGGAAACAUUAUUAAUGUUGCCUUAUUUUUUGUGGGAAUGUAAAAAUGUGUUUUCGUUUCCUAAUCAAA